AUGAGCAUCGGUACCACUCAACCCGUCAUGACCCAAAUUCAGGAUGGACCUGGCGAAGUGCCCUCAAACGUCGACGUGUCUGCCAACCUCGAGUCUGCACUUGGUUCAAUCGCUCUUGGAAAUGAGACAACUGAGCCUGAGAUCAUCCCUUUCCGUACCAAGAGUCCUCCCGCUACCCCCACCAAGGCGGUUCCUGUCGGCGAGCGGAUGAAUGGAUCUACGUCAGACCUUGAUCAAGGUCGAGGAAGGCAGGAAGUCAAGGGCAGCGUUAUUCUUUCCACAAAUGCUGCUAAGCGCAAAAAGAAAAGACACAACAAGGCCAAGGCCGCCCAAGCUUUGAAUACAGUCCGUGGCUUCACUUCUAUCGACUCAGGAGCAGAGGAUUCCGAUGCAUCAUUCAGCGGUAGUCCCCGUGUUUUGUCACCAGUUCCCCGUUUUCCAGCGUUGGCUGGUGCUAGUCCCGGACUCAGACCACAAUCUCCAGGCAUCAGCAGCCUCAAAGCCCAGCUAGAUGCUCUCAAUUCACACAGUCAGAGUCGAGAACCUUCUCGAGUCAGGAACAACCUGGAUUCUGAAGUCACAAGUAGUGCUGCCAGUGCUGCUUCAGAUACCCCGGUUGAAGAAGCUACGGAGGAUAUGGUUAGCUACAAUAUUCAUAUCGAUCAAGACUUUGUCAGUCAAUCUUUGGCUGAUACUGAUCCGAGCACUGCUUCUCUCGCGACUCUGGACGCUGAUCAGCGGGCGAGUUCCAUGAUAGUUCGCAAGAUGGCCGCGUCAGACUUCACUCCAAUCCGUUGUCUUGGUGAUGGUGCGUUUGGGACAGUACUUCUUGUACGUCAGAACGCCACGGGCCGGCUAUUCGCCCAGAAGCAGCUUACGAAAGCUUUCUUGAAAAUCCACAAGAAGAGGAUUGAGUCGACAAAGUCAGAACGAUCCAUUCUCGAAAGUGUCAAUCGACAUCCUUUCAUUGUCAAUCUUUACUAUGCGUUUCAAGACCAUGAGAAACUCUAUCUUAUCCUACAGUACGCGUCUGGUGGAGAGUUGUUCCGACACCUUGAAAUGGAAAAGUUCUUCUCAGAAGGAGUUGCCGCGUUUUACAUCGCCGAGAUUGUUUUGGCAUUGGAUUAUCUGCACAACACUGUUGGUGUCAUAUAUCGAGAUUUGAAGCCGGAGAACUGUUUAUUGGACGCUGAGGGACAUUUGUUGCUUACUGAUUUCGGUUUAAGCAAGGUUGCUAUUCAGGACGCAAGCACACCUGGCGGGAGUCGGUGCAACAGCCUGGGAGUCGGAACCAUUGAAUAUAUGGCACCCGAAAUCAUCAGAGGCUCAGAUGAAUCUGAUUGGGGCCCAGGGUAUGGCAAAGCAUGUGACUGGUGGUCGCUUGGUGCAAUGGCCUGUGAUCUCAUGACUGGAAAGCCACCGUUUGGAGGUGGCAAUUGGACGAAAAUACAGCAGAACAUCAUGCAUCAAAAACUCAGUCUACCAUAUUUCCUAUCACCCGACGCCAAAGACCUUCUCACAAGACUACUACGCAAGGAGCCUAGGAAGCGCCUUGGUGUUGGACCUAAUGAUAUCAACAUUAUCAAGAAGCACCGUUUUUUUAGGAAGAUUGACUGGAAGAAGCUUGAGGCGAAAGAACUCGAUCCACCAAUCAAGCCCUUGGUUACUAACCCAGAAUUGGCGGAGAACUUUUCUAAAGACUUCACCGAACGAGCAAUAGACGCUUUGACACGCCGUCAUAGCAGGACAUUGAGCAAAUCGGAUCCCUUUGGCGGCUUCAGUUACGUGGCAAGUCACAGUCUGCUGGAAGAGUCCAUGCUUUCGGAAUGGGAUGAGGCAAUCAUAGACGAAUAG
Molecule: messenger RNA, 1854 nt
Organism: Exophiala aquamarina CBS 119918
Lineage: Eukaryota; Fungi; Ascomycota; Eurotiomycetes; Chaetothyriales; Herpotrichiellaceae
Product: AGC/RSK/RSKP70 protein kinase
Exons: 1
Coding region: 1-1854 (617 amino acids)
Biological process (GO): protein phosphorylation
Molecular function (GO): ATP binding; protein serine/threonine kinase activity
Source: RefSeq, a predicted model, not a curated record